Molecule: messenger RNA, 8853 nt
Organism: Sorex araneus (European shrew)
Lineage: Eukaryota; Metazoa; Chordata; Mammalia; Eulipotyphla; Soricidae
Gene: ARHGAP26
Product: Rho GTPase activating protein 26
Exons: 23
Coding region: 331-2778 (815 amino acids)
Biological process (GO): signal transduction
Cellular component (GO): cytoplasm
Molecular function (GO): protein binding; GTPase activator activity
Source: RefSeq, a predicted model, not a curated record
GCUCGAGGCUGCUGGCGAGCGAAGCAGCCAAGGAGGCGGGGAGGCGGUGGCUGCUCGCGCUCGCCGGCUGCUCCGUUUCCCGGCGCCGCCGCGGGUCCGCCGCGGCGCUUCCUGCCCGUCCGCCCGCUCGAGUGGCGCGCCCCCACCCCCGCCCACCCCCGCCGUCGGAGCAGCCGCCCCUCCAGCGCGGGACCCGCCGGCUCGGGGAGUCGCGCGCGCCCGCGGACAGCGCGCCCGGAGCGGAGCCGGCGCCACACCUGUGGAGCCCGCGGCCGUCUGAGGGGGAGGGUCCCGGCCGGCGCCCCCCGGGGGCCGGGCGUCACGGGCGGCAUGGGGCUCCCCGCGCUCGAGUUCAGCGACUGCUGCCUCGACAGCCCGCAUUUCCGAGACACCCUCAAGUCGCACGAAGCGGAGCUGGACAAGACCAACAAAUUCAUCAAGGAGCUCAUCAAGGACGGGAAGACGCUCAUCAGCGCGCUCAAGAAUUUAUCUUCGGCAAAGAGGAAAUUUGCAGAUUCCUUAAAUGAAUUUAAAUUUCAGUGCAUAGGAGAUGCCGAGACAGAUGAUGAAAUGUGUAUAGCACGGUCCUUGCAGGAGUUUGCCACUGUCCUCAGGAACCUUGAAGAUGAGCGGAUACGGAUGAUUGAAAAUGCCAGUGAAGUGCUCAUCACUCCCUUGGAGAAGUUCCGAAAAGAGCAGAUUGGGGCUGCCAAGGAAGCCAAGAAGAAGUAUGACAAGGAGACAGAGAAGUACUGUGGCAUCUUAGACAAGCACUUGAAUUUGUCCUCCAAAAAGAAAGAAUCUCAGCUCCAGGAGGCGGAUAGCCAAGUGGACCUGGUCCGGCAGCAUUUCUAUGAAGUAUCCCUGGAGUAUGUCUUCAAGGUACAGGAAGUCCAAGAGAGAAAGAUGUUUGAGUUUGUGGAGCCGCUGUUGGCGUUCUUGCAAGGACUCUUCACUUUCUAUCACCAUGGCUAUGAACUGGCCAAGGACUUCAGCGACUUCAAGACGCAGCUGACCAUAAGCAUACAGAAUACAAGAAACCGCUUUGAAGGCACCAGAUCGGAAGUGGAAUCAUUGAUGAAAAAGAUGAAAGAGAAUCCCCUUGAUCACAAAACUAUCAGUCCCUACACCAUGGAAGGGUACCUCUAUGUUCAGGAGAAACGUCACUUUGGAACUUCUUGGGUGAAGCACUACUGUACUUAUCAACGGGAUUCCAAGCAAAUCACCAUGAUACCUUUUGACCAAAAGUCAGGAGGAAAGGGGGGAGAAGAUGAGUCAGUCACUCUCAAGUCCUGCACACGGCGGAAAACGGACUCUAUUGAGAAGAGAUUUUGCUUUGAUGUAGAAGCAGUGGACAGGCCAGGGGUUAUCACUAUGCAGGCCAUGUCAGAGGAGGACCGGAGGCUCUGGAUGGAAGCCAUGGACGGCCGGGAACCUGUCUACAACUCGAACAAAGACAGUCAGAGUGAAGGAACUGCACAGUUGGACAGCAUUGGCUUCAGCAUAAUCAGGAAGUGCAUCCACGCCGUGGAGACUCGAGGGAUCAAUGAGCAAGGACUUUACCGAAUUGUGGGGGUCAAUUCCCGAGUGCAGAAGCUGCUGAGUGUUCUGAUGGACCCCAAAACAGCUUCCGAAACAGAAACGGAUAUCUGUGCAGAAUGGGAGAUAAAGACCAUCACCAGUGCUUUGAAGACCUACCUAAGAAUGCUUCCAGGACCACUCAUGAUGUACCAGUUUCAAAGGAGUUUCAUCAAAGCAGCAAAACUGGAGAACCAAGAAUCUCGGGUCUCUGAAAUCCACAGUCUUAUUCAUCGGCUCCCAGAGAAAAACAGGCAGAUGUUACAGCUGCUCAUGAACCACUUGGCCAAUGUUGCUAACAACCACAAACAGAAUCUGAUGACCGUGGCAAACCUUGGUGUGGUGUUUGGACCUACCUUGCUGAGGCCCCAGGAAGAAACAGUAGCAGCUAUCAUGGACAUCAAAUUUCAGAACAUUGUCAUUGAGAUCCUCAUUGAAAACCAUGAAAAGAUAUUUAACACCGUGCCCGAGAUGCCGCUCUCCAGCACCCAGCUGCACCUGUCUCGGAAGAAGAGCAGCGACUCCAAGCCCCCAUCCUGCAGUGAGAGGCCCCUGACACUCUUUCACACUGUGCAGUCCACAGAGAAACAAGAACAAAGGAACAGCAUCAUCAACUCCAGCUUAGAAUCUGUGGUCUCAUCAAAUACAAACAGCAUCCUUAACUCCAGUAGCAGCUUACAACCCACCAUGAACUCUAGUGACCCAGACCUGGAUGUUCUGAAACCCACUCGGCCCAACUCGCUCCCCCCGAAUCCAAGCCCAACUUCACCCCUCUCGCCAUCUUGGCCCAUGUUCUCGGCGCCAUCCAGCCCUAUGCCCACCUCAUCCACGUCCAGCGACUCAUCCCCCAUCAGGUCUGUUGCAGGAUUUGUUUGGUUUUCUGUUGCUGCUGUUGUUCUCUCAUUGGCUUGGUCCUCUCUUCAUGCAGUGUUCAGCCUCCUCGUCAACUUUGUUCCCUGCCAUCCAAACCUGCACUUGCUUUUUGACAGGCCAGAAGAAGAGGUUCGUGAAGACUGCAGCACCCCGUUCCGGAAGGCUAAGGCCUUGUACGCCUGCAAAGCUGAACACGACUCCGAGCUCUCAUUCACAGCAGGCACAAUCUUUGAUAACGUUCACCCGUCACAGGAGCCUGGCUGGUUGGAGGGAACUCUGAACGGAAAGACUGGUCUCAUCCCUGAGAACUAUGUGGAGUUCCUCUAACCCUGGGCCCCAACGCAACUGCUGAGCGGUCCGUGGUAUCCAUGACAACUGCUGAUUCCACUGUUGGAGGCCAUUUCUCUGUGACACUGAGGAAUGGACAGUGACUGACUCUGCUGCUACCUGUCAACACAAUUGUUUCUGUGAACGCCAGUGUCACCCGGUCCUGUGAUCAUCUCAGCCUCAACUCAUACUGCCUGAAACAGAAGCAAAUCAAUCAACGGGAGGCCAUCCAGUUUUUGAUAACUGAGAGGAAGGCUGGCAGCUUUGUUCUUCUCAGUGAGCACCUGAACUGGAAACACUCCUUUUGUUUCAACAGUCAUCCCAAACCCCCAACCUUCUGCAAGAGAAAGUUAAGAUGUGGGUAGGCCCCAAGACCCAAGUCUGCGCAGUGUAUGAGGGGGUCAGACAGGGAUGGGCAGCAGCUCAGAGCUCAGGCUGGGUGUACCCCUCUUGUUUACAGUAGAUAUGUGCCCACCCGCCGCCCCCCCCCAAUACUUGAGACCCACAGCACCACAGGAAGUGGGUCUGGAUGUUUGCAUGCAGAGCGGAGAGGGGUUAUGGCACCGUUUACAUGAGACCCAAUCUCUCACCAUCUCUGUAGCAGCCAUUGGCCCAGAAUCAGCAAGAUUCAGUCCAGUGCUCUCAUGCAAGGGAACACACACACACACACACACACACACACACACACCCGCUACACGCCCCUACACGCCCCACUCCCAAGCUAGGAACUUCUCUGCCACGAAGCGCUGCAUCACCCAGUAACCAUGACAACCCAGCCUACUCUAAAACCAAACCAAAAAAUAACAUACUCUCUUUGCAUGAUAAUUUUUUUCCCUCUCCUCCUUUUGUGGUAGUUUCUCAAAUGGUCUUCUAACCACCCAACGCAGAAGAUCAAAGUUGAGUAGGCUUCUUGAGGCAGACACAAUGGCUGCCUUUCCUCCUUCUCUGGUGAACAUCAGUCGCAUCAGUUUGGAGCAAACUCUAGUAACCUCUUGAAAUUAAGUUGCUUCAGAAGCUUAACCAUUUCUCCUUCCUGGAGGGCAUUGCACUAUUCCCAGGAUGGGCCCAUUCCUUUCUUCAUUCUUUCAGGGCUCCUCCACUGACCUGUCUCUCCCCUUGCCCCGCACUUCCCCGACCCCUCACUGAAUGUCCCACCCCCAGCCCCUUCACAGUGCUCUGGGCUGCUGAGCAUUAUUUAGCGGGUGAUUUUCAGGGAGCAUUCCUGGGCUAGCCCUAUAUAAUAGCCAAUAGUUGAAAAGAUUCACUGCCACUCCAAAAAGGGAAUUGUUUCUCAGGCUUUUGAAGAAUGAGACUAAUGUCAGCUAGGAUGAUUCGUGAGGGCACCCAUAGGUGGGGGGAGGGGGCUGUAAGGCAUGGGGUGGCUGCCUUCCAGAAAGAGAAUUUCCUAGUCUGAAAGGGACUGGCCCUGGUGGAAGACCAACUCGGGUCGGGAAGUUCCGCCUGGACAUUUCCAGUUCACUCCGCCUGCAAAGAAAGGAAGCCCGGUGUCUUCUCACGUUCGCUUCUCUGUGCAAGAGUGCCUCUGGGCUGACACCCCGCAAGCUCACGGACACAGACUCCCCAGGAGCCUCUUAGGAUGACCAGGUUACUCCAGAGAGUGUUUCCUGCUUCUGGAAUUCCCCUGUAUGGAACUUGAAGGAAGAAAAGGAAAACUUGAAUUGUGUUGAAUUACUGUACUUCUACUUUUUUUUUAAGAUAAACUUGUAAAUAGAGUGAUUUGAAAUACUAUAUGGCAAAGUUUUAUAUUUGAUAUUCCACACAUUUACGCUUGGAUUGCUGAACAAGGAGGAUGAGGGAGAGAGGGGAGGCAAGGUCAAAGAAGGUCAAGGUCAAGACUCGGUGGCCUUGAAGAAGGGGAAGAUUUUUCUGUACAUUCUGCUGGCUCUUGUAGGCUUGGCCUAUCCUGGAUGUUCAGCCUUCUUAAUUCCGAUGUGUUUCUGAGCAUUUCUUGGACUUUGGAUAGAGAUGAAAAGAACAUCUUCAGCUAGUGGUUAUUAUUUUUGAAGAUCUCAGUGGCAAGACAAAGCUCAGGAUUUAAAUAGGUGGGGGCAGGGGUUAGUUUUUUGUUGUUUUUGUUUUUCUUCUCAGGUGUAUUUCUUGGUACCCCAAGACAUCAGGAUGGAGGAGAUGAGACAAUUGUUUGCUCCUUACAUCAGACUCUUGUAUACAUCUUCAAAGACCUUAUAAGUGAGGCCAAGCUAGUUUGUGAGUUUUGUGUGUAUCUAAGAAAAAUUAACUUUUUAAGAGCUGUAGUUCUUGAUCUGCUGCUUCCCUUUACCCUAAAACAUGUUCGUUCAUCUCAGAUUUUCUGUAAGUCUUCCUCACAGUACAAACCAAAAAAAAAAAAAGAGGGGUGGAAAUUGUUUGAUAGAACUUUAGGGUUUUAUUUUUUAUUUUAAUUAUUUUUAUAGUAGUCGAGAUUCUGUGGUUUAAACUUAAUAGAUAUUGUCAUUGUAAUGCAAUUUUAUCAAUUCAAAAUGAUAAAGCUUUUGUAGUGAAAGAACUUGUCCAGGAGACAGCCAGACUCUAGUCUAAAUUAGGGAACAAGAAUUAAGAGUGAAUCUGAGUAAGGAAGACUCAAGACAGCAAUCAUUGAAAACCAAAAAAAAGGUGGGGGACUACCUGCAUAGGCUACAUCUAACCCCUCCCUGCCCCGACUGUGAAUAUCUUAGGGACCUAUUCAGAGGGGCCUGGGAAAAAUGGCGGGGAGGGGGCAUGCUCACAAUCCACUGGUGUCCUAAUGGGGAAAAGUUCGUCGUGAUGCUUGUAACAUAUUUGACAUUUCAACUCACCCCCUUGCCCCGUGGGAACCUUCGGUGGAGCCUCUCAGAGGCACAGAAGGUGGCGCAGCCCUGGCUCCAGGAGUCCUCCCCGAAGCACACCUGUCGACAUUUGGCUCCAGCCCCGCCACCUGGAAGUGUGUCCUCUCUCCGUUGGCCCUGCCUUGAGGGAACCGGAGCUGCUGCCAGUGGGAAUUUUUAGGUCGCGCCCUUCCCAGCUUCUCUGGACCAUGCUGGGCCGGUGACAGAUGGCUCUGCUUCCCUCUCCUCAACCAGGCUCACCUCCUCCCUGUAAGCUGCAGAACUAGAGCAACUGUUCAGAACUUGAGCCAACAAAUAGGAAGGAACUUAAAGACUAAAAAUAAAAUUUACCCAAUCCGGUGUCUAUGCCACCAACUCUCUCCUUGAAGAGGGAACUUGGGCACAGAUUUGGGGCAUAAACUGGCUGUGAAGAACAAAGGGUGGUUGACCAGGAUACCUGGGAUUCCCUGGAACAGUGUUUCUUUUGGAAGGCCCUGGAGUCCAUUAGACAAUCAUAGCCUGAUUCUUUGGGGGAUGUUAAGGUCAGUCUCGUUCCUUCAUGUUCUCACAGAACUCAGUAGCUAAUGAAUGCUAUGCCAUGAGAAUAUAACUGGUUUUAUAUAUUCCUCGGUCCAGGCGCAUAAAUUCCUUAUUUGCUUAAUGCUGCUGAUACUCUUUUCAGACUUUAGAGAAAAGCAUAUAAGGGGUAUAUGCUUUUCAGCAUAGUCCUCUUUGGUAUUCUAAAAUUGGAGACAUUUUUUAACCGAAUGGUUCAGUAUUUCUGUGGUCAAUGUAUAUUUUCUUCUAUCAGACAAACCUCUCUUUGUUCAGCAUAAUUUCAGUUCAUCUCUUCUUGUCAAGUGUUUUUCCGGACAGAGGGACAAAUGAAAGAGAAAAUGAACAGCCAGAUAUUGGCAGACAAACAGGAGCACGGCUGGCGCCGAGCUCACUUCUUGGCAAGACUUCACACUUCAUGGAUACCAUACCUGUGGCUCACACUUCACGUGUACCAUACCUGUGGCUCAAGGGGAAAUCCUUCUACGGAUCUGGAAUUUGUGUCUCCCAAAAAUCAGCAGUUCUAGACACAUCAAAAACUCUUGACUCAUAGACUCUGAAAGCAACCAUUAUAGAGGGAUUGGAAGACAGAAAUAAUUGACUCACAAUAACCUUGCCUCCUAUUCAUGACUGCUGGUAUCUUUCGACUUACAUUUCCAAAAUUAAGUCUCAAUUCCCCAGAAAACCACAGGAAUUCAGGGCCAACAGGCACCAACAUGGCACCCAUAAUUUGCCCAAAUACUGUUGUUUUUUUGUUUUGUUUUGUUUAUGAACAACCAUCUUACCCAAGUACAUAACUAGCAUUGAAGAAACCAAAGAGCCUCUUGUCUACCUGACUUGGAAUGUCCCAAGGCUUUCUAUCUAGGGAGUUAUCUAUCAUCUCUGGCAAACUUGAGUAUAAUCAAUUACCUAGACAGCUGUGCUCCGUAUCUCUUUUAAGUCAACUGGGUGUCCUCGAUCACACCCCAUGCUGGCGUCUUAAAAAUUUAUCUUGUCAUGCUCAAAUGUAUUUGGCAGCCACUCUGAUCUGCCAGCGCUGAACCACUUCUCUGCAAUUGUAGCAUCAAAAUGACAACAGCAGCAGAUUGAACUUUGCACAAUCCUACAGCAUGCCUGAGACAAGACUCCAGCAAGGAAUAAUUAACUCCCCCUGCUCCACCUUUACCGCCUACAGUACUUGUCUAGCUAAAGAAUUUCCCAAAGUAGAGAGGCAUACAGAAAAAUCUAGAGUCCAGAGGCAGCCUUGCUGAAAUUUGAUCUUUUAGGGAAAAGGCAUUUUUUUCCUUGGAAGAAAAGGUUUGGGAUAUGAAGUAACGCUAGGAACAAAGAGAAGGGUGAAACUUGCUGAAGUACUUUUGAUUUUCAAGUGGGAUAAGUACAAUUUUUUAGAGGGAAAACAUCACAGAAGAAAAAGUUGACAACUAAUAUUUGUGGGAGGGGGCUCCAGAGCAGUGCUGGGGGUCACCUAGGCUGUACCCAGCAGUGCUCGGGAGAACAUGCAGUGACCAGUCCAAGCUGAAACACCUGUCUGGCAUUCACAGGUUUGAUUCCCGUCACUGCUUUUUCCCCAUCAUUGUUGCAUUAUUGCCCCAGACUCCAGCAAUUAAUAUUUCGAUAGAUGUUUUACACUAGAAGAUGAGUUCAUCUUUCAGUGCAGUGCUUUGGGUAGCAAAGGCUUGUACAAGGUAGCAAUGGCCUUGAUGGCAAGAGUCUCUUUAGUCAGUGGGAGCAUAAUUGAUCAUCAAGAAGUGGAAUUCUCAAAAGAAACAGACAUUCAGCACCAUUCGGCAGCCAUCAUUUCUACCAAAUCAAACAUACCCCAACAAGCAGCUUCCUUGGAUAUUUGGAUGCCAAGGUCAACUUUGGCACACAACCUCUCUGUGAUGAGAGGUUCAUCCGAUCCUUCUAACGCAUGUGCGUGAGUGUGGGUGUUUGUAUACAUAUCUAUACCAUGCAUAUUGGCAUAUUACAGAUUCAGACUCUUUGUAGAGACCCAUAUGAGCUGGCAACUUGAACCAUCACAGCAUUCAAGAUUUAAAGGUUGAGAAUUUGAGAAACAAGAGAAACUUUCAGUUGAUUUUUCAAUGAUCAAAUAUAAAUUAAGUGCCACUUUACAACCUUCUUCAUAUUUAUCAAACAGUUGCUAUCUACAGCUAUGUUCCUUGUUAGUUUAUUAAAACUCGUGUUGAAAAAGAAAAACUCAUAAACGUUUAGUAGCUUGUACUAGACAUAGUGUUCAAAUAAAAGCACUCUAAACACAUUGUGUCCAUGUUUCAGAGAAGCAAAUAUUUGCAUGUUUAAUUCAUAGGUUAGGCUACCUUUGAGUAUACUGUAAAGUGCUGUGAGAUAUAAUAAUGCCAAUAAAGUACUUAUAAAAUGGCACUUUAAUGAAUUUUCAAAACCAUAAAUAAUGCACUGUUUAAACUUCAGUUCAGUAUUGAAUAUUGACUGGUGUGUAGAAUCCAAUUCUGUAAGUAAAAUGUACUCGGUGCCUAGAAUAGAACUUUAUUCCUGUUAUUAGUAAACCAGUUUUGCCAUGUAAAGGCUUUUAAAAACUUGUGUUUCCAUGUCACUAAACAGAUAUGUAAUGACAAUACAAUUUCUGUGAUGUGGCCUCUGAAAAUUUGGUUGGUUUCCAUGACAAUCCCCUGAAAUGAGUGGAAGUAUGAUUUUUGAAUUAAAUGACUUUUCCAUUUGA